Molecule: messenger RNA, 4471 nt
Organism: Phlebotomus papatasi
Lineage: Eukaryota; Metazoa; Arthropoda; Insecta; Diptera; Psychodidae
Product: signal-induced proliferation-associated 1-like protein 2
Biological process (GO): activation of GTPase activity; regulation of small GTPase mediated signal transduction
Cellular component (GO): cytoplasm
Molecular function (GO): GTPase activator activity; protein binding
Source: RefSeq, a predicted model, not a curated record
AAAUAUUGUGUAUGUGCAUGAAUGUCGAAAAAAGCGAAAGAAAACGCCAAUGUUGGGGUACACAAAAAUAUUGGCUAUGGAAUGGGUAAUUGCCAAAUAGAAAGUGGUGAAAAUUCACCACAAUUAAGUAUGAAUGCAAUCAUGACUUCUUAUGCAUCCAACCAAAGAAUUGGUACAGCUCGAGAGCGAACAAUACAAGCUGUUGAAUAUUACAAUAACAAUGUGUUGAGGGCACGGGUAGGAGCCGGACUUGCCGGAGAACGCGCGUCCGUCAGUGAGCGACAUUUGAUGCAAACCCGUUCAAAAACAGGAAAUCUAUAUGGACACAACACGGAAAAUCUGUACAGAAGCAACUCCAGCCUAGAGCUACUGCAUGAUCAUGUGAACUUAAAGAGUGAUUUGGACAGUAAUCAGAUAGCUCCUGGUGGUCUGAGACGUGAAUACGGAAGUCAUGGAAGUAUUCAUGUAAUUUCAUCUGAUCGUCGAACAACAACAACUGGAGAGAGUUUCUUUGCUAUGUUGCAGGAUUAUAGACCUGCUGUGCUCAAUGUAAUUGGUGUAGAUCAAAGAUCUCCAGGUCCUGAUGAAUAUCUCAAAGGAAAGAUCAAUGAAAAUAAUCAACAAUUAUCAAGCAAGUCCAGUAAUGCAUAUAUCCAAAAUCACACUAAUCACCAAGGAAAUGCGACUGAGACAGUCGAGACAGUCAAUUGUGGCAAUUCCAGUCCAAAAUUAUUGACUAAACUUCAUAAAAUUUGGGGUCCAACAAAACAAGGACGUUCGCAGAAUUCAGAUGAAAUUGCUAUGGCAUUAACAGGUCAAUCGUCUGGAACUCACAAUUCCUUGGGUUAUGAUGUGAAUGUAUCUUUUGUUGUUGACAUCGAAGAGCGACAACGAAGACAAUCUUUCGCCCACUACGACUGCCAAUCUCUUACAGCAAAUCUUAUUUAUGCUGCAAAAUUAAGGAGUGUGCUACUGACACGACGAAGAAAUACUACUACAGGUGCUUCUGCUGCUUCUUUGCUCAAUUCCCGUUCAUCUACACCGGAUGGUGCUAAAAGUGUUGAAGAGGAUUUUGGGGAUGGGCAAAAUAAUGAAUUACUAGAGAGUUGUCCAUACUUUAGAAAUGAAAUUGGUGGAGAAAAAGAGCGCAACGUCAGUAUUACGCGAAUUAAUACACCAAAUUCUCCAAGCCAAAAUAAGAAAUCCAUACAUAUUCCUGUUCUUGCAUGCGGAUUAUCUAUUCUGGAGUGUGGGAUUGACGAAACAUUAUGGAGGCCAACUACUUGUCCUUUCCAAGGAGGCACUAGACCAAUUGAAUAUGUUGACUGUGGAGCUAAAUAUUAUCGAAAUUACUUCCUUGGUCAAGAACAUCAAAAUUGGUUUGGUAUUGAUGAGGAAUUAGGACCAAUUGCGAUUUCUAUAAAGCGAGAAAAGAUUCCCAUUUCAAAUAAUGCAGCAGAGAAUGAAACACCACCACUGUACCAAUUCAGAGUAAUUGUGCGUACAUCUGAAUUGUUGACACUUCGUGGAUCGAUCUUGGAGGAUUUGAUUCCAAAUCCACGAGGACAAGGAAAACCUCAUAAUACAAAAGAUGUUCUAGAAUGUGUAGCACCAGAAGUGCAACUUUCUUGUCUUCGCCUUAGUGUCGGUUCAACACAAUGUGAGCACCAAUUAGUAAAAUUAGACGAGCAAUGCUUGACAACAAAGUACAAGGUUGGAAUAUUGUACUGUAAAAGUGGACAAAAUUCUGAAGAGGAUAUGUACAAUAAUAUGGAAGCGAGUGCGGCUUUUGAUGAAUUUUUGGAGAUAAUUGGGAAGAAGGUGCGUUUAAAGGGAUUCGAGCAUUACAAAGCAGGUUUGGACAAUAAAACGGAUUCAACGGGAACAUAUUCUCUGUUUUCUACAUAUCAAAAUUGUGAGGUGAUGUUUCAUGUUUCUACAAUGCUUCCAUAUACACCAAACAACCGUCAGCAACUCCUAAGAAAGCGACAUAUUGGAAAUGACAUUGUUACAAUUGUUUUUCAAGAACAGGGGGCUCUUCCAUUCACACCAAAAAAUAUUAGGAGUCAAUUUCAGCACGUUUUUAUUAUUGUUCAAGUCAUAAAUCCUUGCACUGAUAAUACCCAUUAUCGCGUUGCUGUGUCUAGAUCCAAACAAGUACCCGUAUUUGGUCCACCUCUUAAGCCAGGGGGUCUCUAUCCCAAGGGAAAGUCUUUUGUAGAUUUUCUGCUGGCUAAAGUUAUAAAUGCGGAAAAUGCAGCUCAUCGAUCAGAAAAAUUUGUCACCAUGGCUACUCGAACAAGGCAAGAAUAUCUUAAAGAUAUAAUAUCUAAUUAUUCAACUACUACACUCGUCGAUACUGGACCCAAAUUCUCCAUAUUCCCGAGCAAAAAGAAGGAAAAACCCAAGCCACGCUUUAGAGGUGAUUUGAGUCAACGUGGUGCAUUUUGUUGGCAUGUUAUUCUCCAUGACAGCGAAACAGCUACUACGAUGAAUUGCUUUCUAGGUGUAUCAGCAGAAACAUUUGUUCUGAUAGACGAGACAUCGAGGCAGGUGGUCUUUGUUACGCCCACUAGAUCAAUUUUGGGUUGGUCAACGAAUGGAAAUCUCCUGAGAAUCUAUCAUCAUCAAGGCGAGUGUAUAACAAUCAAUAUGUUCGAUUAUAGUGAACGGGAUGAACAAUUGGAAGUUAUAGAGAGAUUGAGGUCAGUUACUCCAGGCUGUGGGGCUCUGGAACUCAAUCUUCUGCGAAAUCCUCUGGGUCAACUUGGCUUUCACGUACAACCUGAUGGGGUGGUUACUCAAGUAGAAAUGUCUGGACAUGCUUGGACCGCAGGCCUAAGACAGGGAUAUCGUCUAGUAGAAAUAUGUAAAAUUGCUGUAGCCACAUUGUCACAUGAACAAAUGGUGGAUCUUCUGAAGACUUCAGCUCAAGUUACAGUGACUGUGAUAGAGUCAUUCACUGAUCGAAAUCCUCGCCGUGGAUGUUUUUAUCAAAAUUGCAAGUUCAAUAUUAUGAACUAUGAUGAUGAAUAUGAAAAGAAUCUCUCAAGCAUCGGUUCAAGUCAACACCAUACCGUUUCUCCAGUGACAUGCCUCAGGCAAUGUGAAAGGAAUUUUUCACCUCCGCGAUCAAGCAAUAGUUCGGGAUAUGGAACUGGAAGUAGUUAUAGGUCAUUUGCAGCUCCUAUUGAAAAUUCUCGAAGCGCUCCAGAUAUGGGCACCUUAACAAGUUCCUCAAGUGGACACUCGUCAAAUGAUGGAAAUUGGUUUGACAUCCUGCACACAGAUGACGAUAGUUCAGUUAUUAAGAGAAGGAACUCUAAACAUACCAUUCAGCAUUAUCACAGGCAACCAAAAGAUGUAUUAAAUGCAAGGGCUCAAGCUGUGGCAUCUGCAAAGGUUCAUCAGGAUAAGGAAGGCUCAUUUAACAAGAGACCAGUGACAUUUGAUGAAAGUCAAUUCUCAAGGGUUGAUUACGAAUCAAUUCAAAAAGAAAAUCCAUACCGUACAAAGAACUACUCUGAUACGGAGCACUUGAGUACAAACAGUUUGGAGAAAGAGAUCAAAAGAUCAAGUCAUGAAAUAGCUAAUGAAAUGAGAGGUCAUGCUCUCCAAGAAAAUAAUAUGAAUGAAAUAUGUGCCUCAGGAAAAAUCCAUCCAAAUACUAUGAAAAUGUUGGGAGCAGUUCGUCCUGUGCCUGAGCCUAAACUAAAAUCGGGCAGUCGACCGGGAAAUCAGUAUAGAAAUAGCGUUCAUUAUACAGGCAACUCAUUGCAGGAAGACCUCAUGAAGCUUAUUGAUCCGGAUUAUGCUCAAUCGGUAAAUGAUGUGAACAAAGAGUUAAUCAAUCUAGAAAAAGAGAUCCAAAACAGUGCAAGUACGCGAAAUUUGGGAAAUUCCCCAAGUAUUAUGACAAAUAUAAUGGAGAAUCUCGAUCUGAUAAGAACAAAAUCUCGCUCUAGAGAAGGUAUUAAUUUUGGCUCUACCUAUAGUGCACUAAAUGCCUUGCAAUUGCCAGGGAAGGGUGAUGAUGUGAAGUCCGAUGAAAACAUGGAAGUUAUUUUUACUGUUGCACGGCCUGCUACUGUACUUUCUUCAAAUAGUGAAGGAACAAGUCCGGCACUCGAUAUCAGAAGGUCCCAAAAAUCAAAUGAACAAAUAAAAAAUGAAGACAAUAUCGAAGAAAGUAUCUUUCCGAAUAGUAGUGAAAAAGAUAUAUCGGAUUUAAGACAUUUGCCCUUGUUAACAAACACCAAUGAAAUGAAUUGGUCAAGUCUUGUGGAUACAGCAACAAAGGCUAUAAUGCAAAGCAAAGCGCUUGGACAGAAGACACCGCCGCCCCAGUGCAAUGAUUAUAUGGAUGACAAUGUGCUGAAACAAGAAAGACAUGAACGUGAGGCACGAUCAAUGGUUAAUACACCGAAGAAAGAUGACCACAAGCAAAAUUAUGAAGUGUCAGGUUCAGUAU